AUGGCGUGGGCGGCGUGGUCUUCUUCAGGGCUCCAGGGAGUGCAACAUUCUGCAGCCUGGCUAAUGAAAAACAGAACUUCAACUGCUCCACUAAGAGGUCCAAAACCCGGUCGUGCAACAACUUAUAGUGCGGGUCACGGUGGAGCCUCUAUGCCGCAGAGUCUUGGGGUGGUUGUGUGGAGAAUCUCGACAAGGUCCCACAAACAAGCUAUCAAGCGGUCGAUGGAGCCGGCAAAGGAGGUGAUGUUGCAUAAUAGCGUCUUGGGUUGGUUGUGGUGGAGCCAGAAUGCAGCCGCGUAG
Messenger RNA from Prunus armeniaca (apricot), 300 nucleotides. The record is from the annotation of a GenBank genome assembly. Lineage: Eukaryota; Viridiplantae; Streptophyta; Magnoliopsida; Rosales; Rosaceae.